AUGUCACCAAUUUUAUCAAAAAUUAUAUUUUUUAUUUUGUGUGAAACCUGUCUAACACUUUGUCCGCCACUACUUAUGCCACAAAACUCACUGUUUUCAGCUAAUUGUCGACGAUAUCAACGUAAGGGUGGGAUCUGUCAAAUAUGGUGUCGAAACGGUUUCAAACAACAGGGCUCUCCAACCCGUAUAUGUCAACCAAAUAAUCAUUGGUCGGGAAGACCGAGUAAAUGUCUUUCUAAUGCACAACAAUGUCAACCAAUAAAACAAAUACAAAAAGGAUUUGUCGACAACUCAUGCGGUGAUAAAUUUGCAGUCGGAUGUCGACUUACAUUCAAAUGUGAUACCGGUUCUCAAUUAAAUGGCAGUCAAGUAAUUAAAUGCAUGAAAGGCGGCCAAUGGUCUAACCCUAAGCCCAGAUGCGAUGACGACAUCCCAUCGAAAUGUAUUGAUUUGGUGGCACCGUUAGGUGGUAUUUGGGUUAAUAAUGAUUACCAACCGUAUGAAUGUAAUGGACAACCGGGACAAACGUGUCGAUUAAUAUGUCGGCAAAGAUUUAAAUUAGUUGGUCCCACAUAUGUCUACUGCGAUAUUAAGACACAUGUUUGGUCUCAACCCAUAUCUACUUGUGUUCGCUACUAA
Oppia nitens is the source of this 639-nucleotide messenger RNA. Its product is annotated as sushi, von Willebrand factor type A, EGF and pentraxin domain-containing protein 1-like. The coding region runs from base 1 to 639 and encodes 212 amino acids. The record is from RefSeq and is a predicted model, not a curated record. NCBI's taxonomy places the organism in Eukaryota, Metazoa, Arthropoda, Arachnida, Sarcoptiformes, Oppiidae. The transcript has 2 exons.